This is a messenger RNA of Meira miltonrushii, 1203 nucleotides long. RefSeq lists its product as uncharacterized. Gene Ontology annotation, biological process: regulation of DNA-templated transcription. Lineage: Eukaryota; Fungi; Basidiomycota; Exobasidiomycetes; Exobasidiales; Brachybasidiaceae. The record is from RefSeq and is a predicted model, not a curated record. The transcript has a single exon. Bases 1 to 1203 code for a protein of 400 amino acids. Gene Ontology annotation, molecular function: DNA-binding transcription factor activity.
AUGCCCGCUCCACGUAAAUCUUCAAUCACUUCUGAUGAAUAUAUGGAAAUACGAAGACAACAAAAUAAAGACGCACAAAGGAGAUGGAGAGAAAAGAAACGAAUAGAAAAAGAAGCAGAAGAAGAAAUAUCAAGAUCAAAAGUACAUUCAACACAUAAAAAGGUACAAAAAGAAAGAUCUAGAAAUGCAAGCACUUCAACUGGCGGAAGUAGCCCAAAACAAGUCGCUACAAUAGAUAUGCAACAACAUACAUCCUCACCACAGCCGGGCUAUCACUCCUCUAAUGCUCCACAUCCCGCCUAUGCUCCUGCCUUUCAACAUUCAAUGCUAAUCGAGCCACCAUACAGAAGAACAUCACUUGCACCUCCUUUCGAUCCAAUGCUAGGCAGAAGACUUUUAAUAGCAUCACAACAUCCAACAUUCAAUUUAGCUAAUUUGAGCUGGUCAGAAGUGAUUGCAUUGGCUUACCAACAGUCACCAAACCAAGAAGGUACUUCUCCCGGUCUCACUUUACCUUUUUCCAAUUUUGCACAAGCAUUUGUUGAGAAUGCUAGAAUGGUGGGAAUGGAUGUAGGAUAUGCAUGUGAUCCUUCUUCUUCCAGUUUCAUUUCUCAGGAUUGCGCAAAAUAUCAAUCGGACAAACGAUUUGGCGAUAUGAGAAGGAGAAAUUCCAUGGUUGGCCCACAUUCGAACGGAUUGCGAAAAAGAGCCGAAUCCAAUGCAUCUUCAUCUUCAUCUGCUCAUUCACCGAGAAAUGGUUUUGGCGAGAAUGGUUUCACUCAUUUACCACCUCCUUCUACUUUGAUGGAUAAAAGAUUACGUUGGGAAAACAUCCCCUUAAACAUGCAUCCAACAGAAGCACAAUUACGCAUAGAUCAUCAUCCUUUCAUCGAUAUCGCAUUUCCUUGGCCUUCGAUGCGAGAAAAGAUAUUAACAAUGUUGGCAAGCUCAAUAAUAGAUGAAGGCGAUCUAUGUGACGAUUGCUUUCAAUCAGGUCUACCUGGAAAUCCUAAUCAAGAACCAGCAUUCUUGAUUUGGGGAACGGAUUAUUCUGAUCCAUUCGCUUGGGAAGUUGGAGAAAAGUUUGCGCAAAAAUGGUGGUUUUUACUGGAUGAGGAAAUCAUUUAUCGCUCUAAUUGGUGGAGAAAGCAAAGAGGAUUACCCGCUCUUCAAAGAGGAGAGCGAAAGGCAAGGUUGUUAUAA